Messenger RNA from Lactuca virosa, 325 nucleotides. The record is from the annotation of a GenBank genome assembly. Lineage: Eukaryota; Viridiplantae; Streptophyta; Magnoliopsida; Asterales; Asteraceae.
AUGUAUGUGUUUGGAUUUGGAAAAGAGGUAUCGACUGAAAAAAUGGGGGACAAGGACAUCAUUCAUGGUGAUUUAAGGGGAGAAGGGUAUCGGUUGGAAAAAAAAACAAACCCUAAACUAACAUGCGAUUUAGAGGCUCCAAUAUCUGCAAUCUCACCUUAUCUGCCCAAUCUAGAAAGACCAGUUGCAACGUGUACUGCCACAAACAUUUCCAACCUCAUAUGAGUUGCCGAAUAUACCAAGAAAUGACGGGGGUUUGAAGGAAAUCUCACUUUAAAACCAAAUAAUAAAUAAAUUGAAUAUCCUUUGUUUCUAUAUAAUUUGU